CCGAAGGGAGUUGCCAUUCGCCAACUCAUUUUCCCGCGGUUCCCCAACCUAAACUCUCAGUAUCCAACACCCAUGGCGGCGGCGGCGGCGGCGCCCGUCGCGAGUCAAGCACAGGCAGUGCUCCGCAAGCGGCUCUGCGACCCGGCCUUCGUCCACUCCCCUCUCAAAUCCUCGCCAGACACCAACUACAGUAAGCUGAAGUACCUCGUGGCUAGUUCCGUCUCAGAGGCCUGCAACAAUUCCGUCCUCCUGCUUGGACCCCGCGGCUGCGGAAAAGGAGCGGUGAGGUUCCUUUUCUUCUUCCCUUCUCUGACGUGCCGAAAUGCAGUGUUGGUGUUUGACGAAAUGUGCCUGUGGGUAAAUGGUUCUACCUACCGAUGUGCUGUGUUCUCGGUUGGGGGCUUAGGUUUCAUUUCUUUACAGGUGCUCGACAUGGUUCUAGAGGACCUGAAGAAGGAACAUCCUGAUGCGAUAUCUGUGAUCAGGCUGAAUGGGAUGUUACAUAGUGAUGACAACUGUGCCAUGAAGGACAUUGCUAGGCAGCUUUGUUUGCAGCAUGAACUGUCAUUUUCCAAAAUGGCUUCUUCAGAUGACAACACCGAAUUCAUGAUUGACAUGUUACGGGAGUGCGGAUUAGCUCACAAGACUGUAAUUUUUAUCCUGGAAGAGUUUGACCUCUUUGCUCAGGGGAAGCAGCGGUUACUCUAUAGCUUACUUGAUGCGAUGCAGUCUCUUACAUCACAAGCUGUUGUCAUUGGUAUGAGUUGCCGAUUGGAUGCAGAUCAACUGCUAGAAAAAAGAGUUCGAUCCCGCUUCUCUCAUAGGAAGCUUCUUUUCAUUCCUUCUUCAUUGGAUGAUAUACAGAGCUUGACGGAACAUUUGCUAAUGCUAGACCAAGCCUCGGUCUUACCAACAAACUAUGUUACGGAGUAUAACUCAAGGCUUACUAGCAUUUUCAACCAUAAGAAGUUCAAAGGAAUUCUCAACUCUCUCACAGAUGCUGAUGCAACAACCAGCAACAUCCUGAGAUUUCUUUUCAGAGUGGUGUCAUAUAUGGACAAGGAAUCUGGACUUCUGUCAAUUGACUGCUUUACAAAUGCACUUUCCUGCAUGCAGAGGCAACCCAAGAUGGACAGUUUGCAAGAUCUGUCGAUUUUGGAACUGUACGUACUUGUGUGCAUGAAUAGACUAGAAGAUAAGGAGCAAAAUUCUUACAACUUCAACACUAUAAUGAAAGAAUACAAAUCUAUACAGGACGCCUACAAAACUUCUGACAAGUAUGCUACCACUGUUUGUUUUAGGGCUUUUGAACAUCUUCUGGAUCGCGAGUUGAUUACCUUCGCAGAUACCAAAGGGAGAAAUAUAGCGCUUGAAUAUCGGCCUGUCAAACUUCUAAUAUCUUCUCGUGAGCUUGCAGAAUCCCUCAAGUUAAACACUACCUGCCCUACUGUACUGCAGAAGCUGCUUGACCGUGAAAGAUACAUGUAAAAGUUCCCAUGUGUUUACUGAAGUUGCGGUACUAUUUCAGUGUUGCUGGUGUGCUUGUUUCAGGCAAAUUCGUUAUCAGGUGUAUAUAUUCUAUUCCUUAGUAAUUGGGGUUAGUAAAUGGGCUGUGUGAUGUUUUGCCAUUUUUAUCUCUUCUUUUCCCUUCUGUAUUUUGUUCUGUCAUUGUGUUGUUUGUUGCACCUGCAGACGUUUCAGUAUCAGGUAGCAAAGCAAAAAUCCAACUUUGAAAACUUUUGGUGGUGUAUGUAUUCUACAGUAUACCGAUCAAAUCAGCCAAGCGAAUACAGCUGGGCGGUGCUUGCUUUCCCUGGUUCCAAAUAGACGAAAGAACCUUUGCCGAGUUUGUAA
Molecule: messenger RNA, 1854 nt
Organism: Brachypodium distachyon (stiff brome)
Lineage: Eukaryota; Viridiplantae; Streptophyta; Magnoliopsida; Poales; Poaceae
Product: origin of replication complex subunit 4
Exons: 15
Coding region: 73-1488 (471 amino acids)
Biological process (GO): DNA replication initiation; DNA replication
Cellular component (GO): nucleus; nuclear origin of replication recognition complex
Molecular function (GO): DNA replication origin binding; ATP binding; ATP hydrolysis activity
Source: RefSeq, a predicted model, not a curated record